UAAAACCCCUGUAAAAGGUUCUCAUCACACUGACCUGGUACUCCUCACACCACUUAACAGCCACUUGUCUCAUCCCACCUGGGCCUUAGGUUGACUUCAAAGAUGCCUCAGUUACUGCGAAACAUUAAUGGUAUCAUCGACGCCUUCAGGCGCUACGCAAGGACGGAGGGCACCUGCACAGCCCUCACCAGAGGGGAGCUGAAAAGACUCUUGGAGCAGGAGUUUGCCGAUGUGAUUGUGAAACCCCACGAUCCGGCCACUGUGGAUGAGGUCCUGCGUCUGCUGGAUGAAGACCACACAGGGACUGUGGAGUUCAAGGAAUUCCUGGUCUUGGUGUUUAAAGUGGCCCAGGCCUGCUUCAAGACACUGAGCGAGAGUCCUGAGGGAGCCUGCGGCUCUCAAGGGUCUGGCAGCCUCCACCCUGGGGCCUCACAGGAGCUGGGGGAAGGACAGAGAAGUGGCACCGAAGUGGGAAGGGCAGGGAAAGGGCAGCGUUGUGAGGGAAGCAGCCAGGGACAGUGCGAGCAGGCUUCCAGAGGGCAGAACAGGCCUGGGGCUCAGACCCAGGGUCCAGCCACUGUCUCUGUGUGGGUCAGCAGCCAUGACAGGCAAGCUGAGUUCCAGAGCCAGGAGAGAACAAGCCCACAGACACAGCUCUGGGGGCACACACAGCAGAUCCAGGCAGUUGGUGAAGGCCAGAGUCUUCAGACCAGGGAGAUGAGGCCAGAGAGACAGCCACAGACCAGGGAACGAGACAGAGCCCGCCAGACAGGUGAGACUGUGACUGGAUCUGGAACUCAGACCCAAGCAGGUGCCACCCAGACUUUGGAUCAGGGCAGCAGCCACCAGACAGGAGGCACCAGCACCCAGACACAGGAGUCCACCAGUGGCCAGAACAGAGAGACUGAGACCCACGGUCAAGGCAGGAGCCAGACCAGCCAGGCUGUGACAGGAGGACACGCUCAGACACAGGCAGGGUCACACACCCAGACACCCACUCAGACCAUGGAGCAGGACAGCAGCCACCAGACAGGAAGCACCGGUACCCAGACACAGGAGACCACCAGUGGCCAGAACAGAGAGACUGAGACCCACGGUCAAGUCAGGAGCCAGACCAGCCAGGCUGUCACAGGAGGACAUGCUCAGACACAGGCAGGGUCACACACCCAGACUGUGGAGCAGGACAGAAGCCAAACUGUAAGUCACGGAGGAACUAGAGAACAGGGACAGACCCAGAUGGAGUCCGGCAGUGGCCAAAGAUAGACACCAGUGAGCAAGCCUGAGGCAGGAGAGACAGUACCGGAGGGACAGGCCCAGACUGGGGCAAGCACUGCAUCAGGAAGGCAGGACUGGAGCAGCCCUAGUGUGACAGAAAGGCAGGGAGACAGACAGCCCGCAGUGGUUGUUGAGGAAUGGGUUGAUGACCACUCAAGGGAGACAGCGAUCCUCAGGCCAGACCAUGGCAGCCUGCAUCCAAGUGUUUCCUCAGCACAGGGCCAGGAUGCAGCCCAGCCAGAAGAGAAGCAAGGCAUCACCGCUAGGGAGCUGUAUUCCUACUUGAGAAGCAACCAACCAUGACUCCCCCUGACUCCAAUGCCUAGUACUGGAAGAAGAUAGCUGGAGACAGGUUGGCUUGUCCUGCAUGGCCAGUCUAGUGGGUGCAUCCCCGGACAUCAGCUCUUUAUUAUGCAGCUUCUCUUUUAGGUCUUUCUCAAUGAGAUCAUUUCUGCAAGGAGCUUUCUAUCCUAAACUGCCCUCUCUUACCUGCUUUGCAGUGCAGACCCUCUCAGGAGCAGGAAGACAUGGAGCAAGUAACUUUUUUGUACUGAACUGUCUUAUCUUGUGGGGUUUUCAGAACUGUUUUUAUCUCUGACAUCUCUCUAUUGCCCCAUCUACCCUAAUGCAUCAAUAAAAUCUUAAGCAACUGG
Molecule: messenger RNA, 1928 nt
Organism: Sapajus apella (tufted capuchin)
Lineage: Eukaryota; Metazoa; Chordata; Mammalia; Primates; Cebidae
Gene: CRNN
Product: cornulin
Exons: 3
Biological process (GO): cellular response to cytokine stimulus; regulation of phosphatidylinositol 3-kinase/protein kinase B signal transduction; positive regulation of cell cycle G1/S phase transition
Cellular component (GO): cytoplasm
Molecular function (GO): calcium ion binding; transition metal ion binding
Source: RefSeq, a predicted model, not a curated record